Molecule: messenger RNA, 22434 nt
Organism: Porites lobata
Lineage: Eukaryota; Metazoa; Cnidaria; Anthozoa; Scleractinia; Poritidae
Source: the annotation of a GenBank genome assembly
AUGUACCGGUCACGCAACUAUGUUUUCAAGGAAAUCUUACCUCAUCCUUUGGUGAAAAAUGAUGAAAGAUGCACGUCAGUGGUCUUAGAUGCAAUGGAAGAUGUUUCAUCUGGCUCUGAAGACUGCUAUUUUGCCCAAGCACCAAGAAACUGUCUGAGGAUAGCUGAAGAUUGUCUUGUCAUCUCUAGCAGUAAAAGCACAAUCUCUUACCUUCCCACAGAAGGCAAGUUAUUUAAGCUUGCAGACCAGUCCAGUCAUAACUUUUCAUAUACCAUGUGUGCUUCUUAUGGCAAACUUUAUGUCAACAAUGCUUUUCAACAGUCAGUUGAGAGAUAUGAUCCAGUGGUGAACUCUUGGGUAUCUGUCACACCAUUAAGUGGUGGUUCAGUGCCACUCAGUAGCGUAGCUGUAGUGAAUUUCCAAGGGUUUUUGUAUGUGAUUGGUGGGAAAAUAGGAGAUGAGCAAGUAAACUGUGUGCAUAGGUACGAUCCUGACACAAACCUAUGGCAGGAAGCUGCACCCAUGAACAUUUCCAGAUCUUCACUGUCUGUUGCAGCUGACAAGGACACUAUGUAUGCAAUUGGAGGCCGGACAAAAGAUCAGUUACUGGAUGUUGCUGAAAGAUUUGACCCCAAAACAAACUCAUGGUGCAGAGUGGCUUCAAUUCUUGAAAAGAAGAGAUACUCUCAUGCUGCUAUUUUAAAGGCUAAAGUGUUUCUAUUUGGAGGCUGUACCAGCCUUCGAGCCUUAAAUGUAACUUCCAGGAAUAUUGAAAUGUAUGACCCAAUUACAAAUAUCUGGACAGCCAUUCAGAGUACAUCUGCACCAAAGUGCUUUUUAGGUGCCACAAGUUUUAAGGGAGCCAUUUAUGUUACAGGUUUGUGGAACCAAGAAAGUUCCAGUGGUUAUUGCUUGAGGGUGUAUGAUGUUGACAAGAAUGACUGGAAGCAUUGUACAGAUAUUCCUCUUAACUCUCCUCGAGCUGUUCUGGCUCCUCUCAGAAUUUCAAGAGGAAUUUUAAACACUUGUAAAGUUUUAAUUUAAAGCACCGGUUGGGUAAUGUUUUGAAACAUGUACACUGCUGUAAACCACAAAUUGAUUAACCUGGCAAAAUGCUCAUUAAUUUUUUAGGAGAACUUCCUUUAAUUGAGCUGUAAUUCAUUAAUGCAGCCCACAGCCACAUCUUAAGAUCCCAACCUGGAUGACAAACAAGUGACAAAUGAAAAUUGAUAUAUUUCUGACAGUGUGUGCAGUAAAAACCUGUGAGCAAGAACCUGCAUUUUCCUUAGUUAGCCUAAACAGAUUCUUACAUAAUGUUAAUUAGCACAAAGUUAGGCUACUCAGGUUCUUUUAAAAUGGAUUCUUCUUUUCUUAACAAAACAAAAAACAUUGGAACUAAAAGUAAUUAGUGGUACUCAGCGUAAUCCUUAUAUCAAAUCUACCUACUAAAUUAGUGAAGUCAGAGUCAUUAAGCACAUUUGUCUCCAAAGAGUAUCCUGAAUGUCAAUUUAUUCCAUUUUCGCAAGUGUGCAGAAUUUUAUCUUUAGAUUUUAGAUAAUAGGAACCAGUUUCAAAUUUUAGGCUGAAUAGGUUCUUGUAUGGAGGAGGCCUAACUGGCAAAUUUUAGCCUAACAGGUUCUUAAAAACCAGGUUCUAACUUGUGGGUUUUUACCGUAGUCACUUACAGAUUUUGCAAUGUAACAGCCUGUGUGGUAGUCAUUUAAGAUGUUAAAUUUUGACAGUAAUGAGAAAAGGAACCAGUUGAGAAAAGGAUAUCACCAUACCCUGCUAAAAGACCUUUCCACAGUUUUUUUUCAACUUUUGAUGUGGACAAGUUAGGUAAAAUCCAUGGACUCCAAAGGAAAGAGCGCCUUUAAAUUAGAAAACUGCCAAGCUUGAAAGUGAUUUGUUGAAAACUAGCCAAAAUAUAGCUGCAUCUACGUCUACAUCUACAUUUAUUGAUUGACAACGCUUUUGCAGCUCUUCAUAGUCGCGAAAAUUUACAGACAUGCGUGGUGCCUCUUCCAUACAAAUGUCUGUAAAAUUUCACUGCAUUGCAAAGCUAUAUAUGUACACUAAUCCUUUGGCGUUGGCGUGUAGUUUGUUCAACGAUGAAUAAGCAUCAUUGCGAGGCCGCUAAGGCGUUCUUCUCAGUGUACGACGCAGAGCAGAGAGGGAUGGCUUUCACAAGAAACACUACCUACUGGUGUGCCAUUACAGGCACUCUCUGUAAAUUAGAGUGAACAUUGCAAAUAGGUUAGAGAUGAAUGAGCUACAAAUUGUAGUAGCUGAGCGGUGGUAACCACAGUCUUUUUAAGAGCGACCGUUAAGAAAAAUUGAGCAAAUAAUUUUUAAAAAUCGCAAAAAGCACUUUUAUUUUAGAGAAAAUAUAUAACAAGAAAUUCAAAUUCUCUCUUCGGAGUGUAAAUUGCAGAUUACUUUUGGGACGGAUCGCUCAAUAUUGAAGGACGUAUGCCCGGGGGAAGCUCGAAUAAAAAAAGUGACGUACACGCUCAGCAUGGGUCAGGAGACCAUGAUAGACUAUUAUCAGACCUUUAAUGAUUAUUAUUGGCCGGGAUGUCAUGUGCUUUUUUAAAAAAAUAAUUGCAUUUAAAUUUGUAUAGGUAAUAACAGACACGAAAAACAUGACUACAACAACAAAUUUUGACAGCGCGGGCGCUUUUAGUUCAUUCAACAUGAUUCAACUGAUUGGCUGAAACAGACUACUAUUUCUGUCAAAUUCAAACUUUUUCAAGACCAACGCUUUCAAAAUCAUUCAGCUAAGAACUUGGAAAUGUGCAAGGAUUGAUUUCACACCAGCCUGUUAAAGAUAACUCGGUUUACAAUAAUCGUUUACAAAAGAUUCCCGCUUUUCAAGAUUCCCCGUUUUAAAGAUUCUCCAUUUUAAAGAUUCCUCGCCGUUUUAAAAAUUCCCGCUUUUAAAGAUUCCCGCUUUUGAAGAUUCCCCACUUUAAAGAUUCCCCGUUCCCCAUUCCCAUUCCCAUUCCCAUUCCCAUUCCAAUUCCCCGAUUCACCGUUCCUUGUUUUAAAGAUAGCCGCUACUUUCGAAGGGUCAUUAUCUUUUUGGGGUCGCUACUUUUUGGGAUUUGCAUGCGAACUUUUCUCGCUUCUUUUGGAGGGUCGCUACUUUCAGGGGGUUGUUACUUUUGGAACUUUUCGGUACAUUUUAUUUUUUUUGAGAAAAUUCCCUUUAAUUCAGCCAUAAUUCAGUAAUGCAGCCCAAAGCACAUCUUAAAAUUCCAACAUGGAUUUUCUUCACAAAUUUACCUUGUUAAUGCAGGUAAUAAGAGCAAAAUAUGCAUUUGAAAGGACAAACAAGUGGCAAAUGAAAAUUGAUAUAUUCUGACAAUGUCUGUUAAGCCUCUUAUUGUUCACUACAUGUACCAUUAAUACAGUGAAAACCUGCAUUUUCCUGAGUUUAUAGCCUAAACGGGUUCUUACAUAAAUGGUAAGUAGCACAAAUAUUGGCUGUUUAGAAUCUUAAAUAGAGUCUUAUUUUCUUAAGAAAAAGAACAUACAUUGUAGCUAAGAGUAUUACUGUCAGUGGUACAUGUAUUCAGGUGAAUCCUCAUCUAAAAUUUGCGUACUAUAUUAGUAUUACUGUUUGGUCAUAGUUAAAUCAGGUCAAAAUUUUCUGUGCUUUUGUUGAUUGAUGCUUUUAGUGUUGGUUAAAGAAUAUUCCAGUACUGUUGUCCUCUUUAUUAACUAGUGUAAAAUAAUACCUUGGUGUUCAAUGCAUUUCCCUCUUUCUCUCCAGGGAAAGGUCUCUUUGUGUCACAGGGAGGCUGGGGAGAGGGAAAAAGAAAGACACGCACGGGAUGAUGGGAAGGGAAAAGAGAAGAAGAGAGGCAGAAGGCAGACAUUCUUUUUCUCUUCCCAUCAUCCACCGCGCGCUUUCUAUGUUUUAAUCAUUGCUAUUUUUAUUGAAAUGGAAAGCGGGAGCUAGACUCUAAAAAAAGUCCUUCGUACGAUUUAACUUGUGGCAAGUCUAAGCGGGAGCCUCUGCGAAGGAGAGAGAAGGCAGUUUCUAUCAUCAAACUGCCGUUUUAUUUUUUUGAAAUUUGAUUAAUCGAUUUCUGCCCACACCGUGUCGAAGCAACAGACGGCUCGACAUACUAAUCUCACAAUGCCAGGGUACAUCAAGAAAAACUGGCACAUCAUUUUAUUAAGGGGAUAUCGUGAUUUGAUUUUUGUCCGACCGGUUGAGGCAACACACCCCGGGGGAUGGGGGGGGUGCUUCGGUUAAUUUUUGCUGGGUACUUGCCGCUGGCCUGUCUGGCCGUACUGUUUGUUCACUCGCAGGUAAAAAAGGGUAAUCCUGACUCUUAGUUGGUGCAUUCACUUUCCACCAUUAUACGUGCCGUUGCGGUGACACACCUCCCUUAGUAGGGGGGCAGGUCUAUUCUGUGGCCAAUUAUAGACCCCAUCUUAGUCACUUUUGGGCAAAUACUGUAUGUCAUUUUCGUUUUCGCGAUCCCAACUUAGUCACUUUCUAUUUUUAUGAAUUGACCCAUUUUUUAGAUUAAAUGAAGAACACUUUAGUUUUCAUCUACAGUACAAACAUUCUGGCACGUUUGCUAACCGUAAAUAAGAAGAACCGUCUUACCCCCAAAAAAACGAAAAUGAGCGACCCCAUUUUGGUAACUCCAUUGCAAAUGCGACCCCGUUAUAGUAGAGCUCGACAGUUCCCCACAUUCGAGAAAUGCAAAACUGAAAACAGACGCCUUACUCAGAGACACACCAUUGGUGUUCUUGCAAUUACCAUGUCGGUUGUUAGAUGAUAGGUAAUCCCUGUUUUAACCCGAUUACCUGACUUAAGACUGAAAAAAUGCUGCGUUUAUUAGCUAAAGUAUAUCCACACCCCGAAAGAUAAAGUUAACGUGGUCAGAUAGUUUAGUGAAAUCUUGGCUUUGUUUCCCACGUGUAAUUCUACAACGAUUCGUGGAUAAAAGAGAGGAGUUAGAGAGGAGACUUGCGCCCGCUUUAGUGACUAAAACUGUAUACAUUCGUUUAGAAUAUUUCACUUAACCCUUGAAAUAGAUGGUAGACUACUACGGAGUAUUACGCUCCAAUUUCACUGUUUUCUUUUGUUUACUCCUAACUGUUUGGUACUAAUUGUUACGUACUGUUUGUUCACGUACGGGUAAAGUGUAAUCCUGACAGGCGUUUUUAGGGAUCGAGAGCUCGUUUUUCAUCCCUCCCCACAAACGCCUGCUUAACCGAAAACCACAUUCACUUUUCACCAUUAUACGUGCCGUUCUAAGAUCUUACUAAACAAAGAUUAUUCUAAAAAUGCUGCGUUUUAUUAGCUAAGUUAACAUGUACAACCAGAUACAAGACAGGUCCGGGUCCGGUGUAGUAUGAUAUUUUUGGAAAUCAUAUUUUGUUUUUCACGUUCACGAUUCGUGGACACCAAGUUGCUAUAAACAAAUAAGAAUUUAUCUGAUUUAUGCACUUUUACUACAAAUUGAAUCAUCAAACAUAUCGUAUUUUAGAAUCAAAUAGAACAAUGAAACAAAAAAGAGGAACAAGGCAAGAGAAAAAGGAGACCUGACGACAGGAAAUUCGUGGCUGGUACGGUAAACCCAGCCAGUUUAACGCAACCGCCGCUCGGUAGGAAGCUGAGCUUGACGAGAGUGCCAGACCGAUCGAGUUUCGCGAGGGUUUGCAAAUUAAAUAAUCAGAUCCAUCGUUGUUUGGCAAGAUUCAGUAAAAGUGUACUUACUCUGGGCCUUAAACUCUUACAUUCCGGCCCUAUAGUGGCUAAAGAAAAUUCCAAAUUCCUUUUUGUAAAAUCAAUAGAUUUAAACAGUGCUAUUCGAAAGUUAUGACAAAUUUAAGAGGUUUUGCUUCAGUAUAUGGUGACAUCAUAUGAUUUCGGCCACGGAUUAAUACGUUUGAGUUACAAAAUCCGAAAAUUGUUCUAGGAAUAAAAGGGAUAAUAUUUCCUGUGACACUCUUAAUCAUUCAUGCAUGGGCAAACAAACGCAUCACAACAAUACCAUACCAAUGGUAGAGUUCACGUUGACUGUAUUAUCAGUGUACUAUUUUAGGUCUAUUGGCUUUAUUGGUUUUAUUGGCUUAAACAAUGACAAAUAAUAUUGCUCUAAUUAUAUUAAUAAUCAACUUCGCGGAAGGAAAACUGACAUGACCUAACAUGGUCAGGUCGACGGGCGGUCACGUCUCCUCCUUUGAAAGGUUCUCGCGACCCUGGAAUCUAAUCAACACUACUUUGCCCCGAAAACUGAGAAUUUUUCUUAGUGGAAAAAAGCAGGUUUCUGAAACACCGAAAAGACACAAAGGUACGUCAAAGAUACACAUGUAGUUGUGUAUCUUCGUGUAUGACUCAUUCAAGACCCGUUUCAGAUGAAACACAUUCCGUAAUCACGAAACGCCCUAGAAAAACCCAGAACUCUUGCGCGUGAGCCACGCUUCCGACCACUUCCGACUUCUAGUUCUAACGAUUUACUGUCACUGAAAGCCAAUGCUCACGUACUAGAAAGAAUAAAAAGAGAAGUUUGACGAUCGUUCAUUAUAUUGCACCUGGCACUGAUUAAGGAGCCGAGACCGUACGGAAGAUUUACCGAGUAACAGAAAAAGGUGAGUAUCCCAUGAGUAUAUGUAAUGACAGGUUUUCUGUCUUUGAAAUAUGCUAGCUAGUUUCUGUUCGAUGCGGCUCACGUGGCUCCUCGUUAUACAUUUUUGCGAACACUAACGCCCAUAUGUUGCCGAUACCGUCUCGGAUAGAAAAACUCGAGUUCUGCGAUAAUUUUUAUUGGCAAAGUUUGGUUCUGAUUAGUAGUUGUCCUCUGAGAAACUAAGAGACAAUGCCUUUAUCCCGUAAACCCUUACACUCUGGUGAAAAAAGGCGAAUCUUUGCAGACAAGUUAUGCUACAGAAGGAAUCACUGUAUACAUAAAUUUAAGUUUUAAAAUUUAAAGAGCUGGUUAGCUUGAGCAAUUUAUAUUUAAGGAAAUAGCAGUCGCAUAAACAAUUUCGAAAUUGCUGGAUGGCAAAGAUAAAUGAGGCCAUACGUUAAAAAAAAUUUCGAGUUUUUAAAAGAGAAUUUCUUCGGAAUACUAGAUGUGUCGGGAUAAAAUUUUCCAAAAUUAUUAUUUCAGUGGAAUCUUGGUUUUUCACUUGGAAAAUGCAAAUUGGUUCAAAUUACACGAUCAGGAGUAGACUGCAAAACAGUCGGUUUUUUUCUCAAAAUCGGUUUAGCGUAAUAGAGCGUCUCUCCACAGUCUCGCUCUCUGUUUUCAGCCUCGCUCCAGACCUUUUGUUUGACUGUUCGAGCGUAGUUGAGUACGCAAAAAUACGGACUGUUUUAUUAGUAAUAAUAAUAAUAAUAAUAAUGGCUAGUAGUAAUGAUAGAUUAAUGAGUGCGUUCGAGUUUUCUUAGCUCCAGAUUAGCUUUUGCGUCGUCAAGCAUUAUUUCAAAAUCAUGGAAGAGCAGGAAUUAAAAAGUAAACUUUCUUUUCGUAAAAAACUCGGAUUCAAAAUAUCUCACUCAUUAACUCUUUACUCUUAACAUGCCUUACUCUCCCUCAAGCAUGGUCGAUAAAAAUGGAAAGUAAAUCGUAAAAAGUUCUACGUUGUUAAAAUGAUAAACAUGUCGCAACAAACUUCGAGAAAAUGGUAGCCUCGAAGGUUAAAAAGUCCGGGCUUCUUGCGUGAGACAACUUGAAGUGAAAACAAUGAUUAUGGGAGCGACAGAAACAUAUUAGGUUUUUGCUAGAUUAGUGAUGUCAGAGAACCAGACAGAAUCUUUUGCCAUUGUGCAAACUUUUCAUCUCAUGAUUGUUUUAGUUCAUGUAGGUCAGUUCAACAUGUUUUAAACUUAGCUUGCUUCAGCGAGCGAGAUACUUAUCAUGCAAAAUGGCCCGCGCGUAGUUAUAUCAGACAUGAAUAAAGCAUUCCAGUUGUAACAACCUGCACUGAUACGCGGAUAAAAUUCUUCAAGCUUACUUUAUCCCAGAAUUUUCGUGCAUGUAAGAGGUUAAGCUAAAAAUACGUAAAUCGACUCAAACGCACGGGUAAACUUCUCACGGCACAAAUGUUACCUGGUCUUUAUUUGUGUGUUUCUACGAAGUUCAAGCUCGAUUUGAACGGCAUUGACCGAAAAAAGUGUAACAGAGUCAUCAGCUCAGUGAUAAAAACCGCUUUACCAAAGUUCAUUCUUUUGCCGAAUACAAAUAUUUCCGUGUAAUCAUCCACGGAACCAGAGUGAUGCACGUGAUUGCUAUUUUCGCCUAUGACAAUUGCUUAUGGCGUAAAUAACGCGAGCUAAAUUAUUCAAAAUGGCGCAGAAAAUGCAGACGUACGACGAAACACGCCUACUGAAAAGGUCACCCUCGAGUACCACAGAAAUUCCAACUGAGUACCACAGGACUCCCAAUAUUAUGUCUUGCGAUGAUAAUAAUAAUAAUUGUCACAUUUUAAAAAUAUUUCAGCCCAAACUUUCUUGAUCUCUUUCAAACUAGUAAAACAAUAUUGUAGAAACUGUAUUAAACAACGCAUUUAUGGCGGCUCCUCAUUGCCUAGCUAACAGUAAAUUUAUUUUUUCAGCUUUAGCUAAUAAUGAAUCGCUUGGUGAUUAUAUUGGUAGUUGCUCUUGCCGUGACCAUGUGUGCUGUACCGAGUGAAGGUAAAAUUGAAUUUCUUGUUUUGAUUCAGUUUAAUUAGUGUAUUCUUAAAUUUCGGGUGUUUCUUUGUGUUGGGAAACCAUUGUUACCCGGGGGGUACUGCCAUAUAUGGUCUAUAUAGGUAUGUGCCGCUGUGAAGGGUAUGGUUUUCAAGCAGUUUACUCUAGGAUAGGGUAUAUAAAUCAGAGCGUUUGGGUCUAUAAUAGGGUAUCGUUUUUCAGGAAACUGAUCAGUUGGUUGAAGAGUUUAUCUAGACUAGGGAUUGUGGUACUGAUAAGGUUUUGUUUUGGCUAGACUGUGCUAGUGACCUCAGUGGUUUCUGGAAAACAGCUACUCUAGGAUAGGGGGGAUUUGGGGAGUUUACUCUAGCAUAGGGUAGCAAAAUUCAUCUGAACUAGCUCUAGUAUAGGUUAAGGGUUCCAGGGUCCCAGCGGCACAUCCGAACCCAGAAAUUCCUAAAGUAGCCCCUCCUCCCAGGUAUUGUUGGUUCGCUUUCGUGUCGUGGUACGGGUAUUGUUCUGCGUCUUUUCAGUCUUUUGCAUUACGCCAUUUGGUGAUCAAACCCAUCCGCAAUACCAGGAGCCCAUAGGCUCCUGGCAAUACCCAGAAGCUACCAAACUUUCAGAUUUGUUUCUUAAACUCAUUAAUAAUUCAUGAAGAAAAUAGCCCUUCGUAGCUGGCGGGAUUAUUAUAUGCGCGGGGUCGUCAGCCUCAUUCACGAUCACCCUUGGGGAUGUCUGAUGUGACGUCACCUGGUAAAGUCUAUCGAUUGGUUCCAACCUUUUUCCACUCAUUCAGAACUAGCCUGGAGACGAGGCUGGCGGGGGCUGCUUUCCGUUGGAGGGAUCUAGCGGUUCCGCCACCAAAACUCAACAGCAAUCGAAAAGAUCGGAAGACGACAAAGAAUUCGAAAUCCCUUGCCUGAAAUCGAUAACUCCAGACUACCUUAGAUUAGGACCAUGAUUAGGACCUAUUCCAAACAAGGUUGUGAUUGGCUGGGAAAACAAUAUGGAUGGUGACAUAACAAUGCCCAUAUCCCUGAAAACAAUAGGUAGUGCAGGUUUUAGGAACCCGAUGAAAUAUGAGGUUUACAUGGGUGCGGGUCAAUCGUUAGAUUAACCUACGGUACAUAAGGCGAUUCAUGAUAGGUAAACUUUCUUAUCACUUGCACCAGGGGCCCGAUUUCGCGCGGCCACGUCCCUUGGGUCAGCCAAAGGACCCCAAGGUACAAACUGUGCUGACUUAUGCAGUAACUGUCCCAAUUCCUGUGCCUGUGACUGCUCCGGUGGUGAAUGUUCAGUGGCUCACUGUUCCUAGUUCUUCCUCUUUGAUAUUUCAAUCUGGACGUGCAGGAGGACAAUUUAGACUGAUAUAAUAAAAGAAAAUGUAAAGCUGAUGAAACGGAGGAUGUUCAGUAGAUAUGAUGUAAAACUUGUUCUAUAUAUAAUUUUGUACCUUGUCAGAGCACUGGAAACAACUGUAUAAACAGGAUGAUGUUUUUUUUAAAUUUUUCCACCGAGUUGGAUCUUCUUGUCACAUUAAAAUAUAGAAAACCAUUUACAACGAACGCUCGAUUUUUCGUACCGUCUAUGUGUACACAAUUAACUGCACAAUGCGCCUUUCAUUUUAGCCGCAUUUCCGCUCAUUUCCUUUUUUUGUGGAGCAUAUAAAAACGUGACAGGGGCACCCAACGUCAAUUUUCGGAAAACAUCUGUUUGGAAGACAAUUUGAGAUCUAGAAUUUUCGGAACAUUUGUUGUAAAAUUUCUUGCUUCCCUACCUCUCCUAGAAUUUUCGAACAUCUAAAAAACGGCAUAAUUGCCCAUUUUUAACAGAGUUUUACCCUAAAAAGGUCACCUAGAAUUUUCUGGAGCCUUUUUUUUGGCUGAAAUUUUCGGAAAGGUAAGUUUUGAUCCCUAUAAUUUUCGGAUCUCUAGACUUUCAGCUAGGAAAUCCUAACAGAUGAAAAAUUUUUAGGGCCGGGAUAAAAAUAUGCCUAUAGCUACCGUUUAAAUACUAAAAUACGUUUAACAAUGCUAUUUUUAAGUGGUUUUGAACUUUAUUCUCGUUGGGUACCCAUGACGUGAUGGUGACUUUUACUUUCUCCCUACGAACUUUCAAAACUUUCUCUUGAAAUUCAAGCGCCGGCAACAAUUAAAAUGAAGGGAAGUUUUUUUCGUGGUACCUUAAGCUCCCUGCCCUAAAUUUUCACAAAUUAAGCUUCUCCGUUCUUUGUUUGCUUGUGGCUGGAGCCGAUUGUUUUGAAUCAUUAGGUUAUCAGUGAUAAUGACAAAUACUCUAAAGUGACAGCAACCAUUAUAUUCUUACUAGUAAGUAUGCCCUGAUGUACUUAAUAGUUCGAGGAAAGUAUCGCCUUUGCUCAGUCUCUCCUCGAUAUUGAGGAAAGUUUUUGAAACGAGACGUAUCUACCUCAAAUAUUCAGCGGUCUACCCCCUCACUGACGAGAAUUAUCUGUCCACAUCAAUGCGAGUUUCUUAAAAACCCCUUAUGAUAAUUUUGAAGAGUCAUUUAAGGUGGCCCGAACCUAAUAUAUUUGCGCGUUGGUUAUGUUUUUGAAUCGGGUUUUUCGACAGGAAUGGUUUAACCGAUUUCUACGAUUUUUUGGCACCCUUAAUAAAGAAAGGUCGAACUUUUAGAAAAUGCUAUUUAUUUUCUUAUUGGUAUAAAAACGUUUGAGAUAUCGGCAUAUGUUUAAAACCGCAUUUUAAAAAAAUGUCAAUAAUUUCAAAACCCUAAGACAAACUUUACUCUAACUUCGGCAAAUAAGCCUCAAAUAUAUCUAGUUUUAUAUCUGCAAGUUUGAAGUCAAUAGUGACCGUAGAACUCGCUGCACAAAUAGCUAGUCAAAUUAGUCAAAUAUAACCUUCAAAUGCAACCCUAACACAUUUGUGAAAGUUGACGCACUAAUAGAGGGAAACUACCGGCGGACUAUCUCCUAUCUGCAAGGGUGUUCUUGGCCAAAACUUCAGUUGUAAUAAACUGAGUAAUCAGAAACCUACAAGAAGAACAACUUUAUGCUGAAUGCGGGGCAAGAGUAAAUAACUUCUAUUUAUCAAAGUUACUGUGUAUUUUCCCUUCUCUUUUCGCAAAAAAUUUCAACAAAGCACGAUAUAACAUCUACGGAAAUCUCGGCCUACCAGUUUUUAGCACUGAAGGUUCCCGUCUAGAGGAGAAAUAAAGCCACCAACUCCAGUACUUCAACCGAUCCAUUUUCAGCUGCAACGAAAACCCGUGUAUUAGGUAAUUUAUUUAAGUUUGAAAGAUUUGCCAUCACAUUCGCACGGGCAUUUUGCCAUUGCGAAUUAUGAAAAGAAUAAGACAAUUGUCAUAUUUUCUUCAUCUUUAUCCCCAAGUGGCAAACUUCCUGUGCGACGGUCAAGUCUAAAAACCUUGAAUAAAUUACCAAGUACAAGGGCUUUCAGUGCAGCUGAAAAAUGGACGGUUAGAAGUACUGGAGUUAGUGGCUAUAUAUUUCUCCUCAAAACGGAAACCUGCGACGCUAAUAUGCUAAAUCUGCUAAAUGCGGGGCAAGAUUAAAAAACUUCUAUUUAUCAAACUUACUUUGUUUUGGUCCCUCUCUUGCCUUGUUAAGAUAGGUUUCGAAAACAGAGGGACAAAUACAAAGUAAGUUUGAUAAACAAAAGUUUUUAAAUCUUGCCCCGCAUUCAGCAUAAAGUUGUUCUUCUUGUAUUACGAACUGUAUUCGCCGUAGGUUUCUGAUUAACCAGUUUCUUGCAACUUAGUGAAGCUUUGGGCAAGAAUACACACUGUAAAAACUGACCAGUUAUAGUGACCCAAACAAAAUGGUUAUGAUUUGAAUCCCAGGUAACUGUAUUUUUAUAGGUUACACUAACCCAAAAAUUAAGGUUAUGUUAACCGUUUUUAUUUCCGUUGAAACAACUGUUAUUUAUGGGUUACAAUAACCCUAAAAAAUGGUUGUUUCUACCACAGCUAACACGGCUGCUCAUAACAUUUGAUAAUUGUUUGUUAUAACCUCCACUUUUUGGUUAAGCUAACUUUAAAUUCCUAGUUAUUGUAACUGAAAUGAAUGGUUAAAUAUUUCUCAACCCAUACCGACUGGUUACAAUAACCAUUUUUUGUGGUUAUGGUAAACCAGUAUUUUGGGUACUAGUGAUGAAUCUCUGGUAACCCAUUAAAAAUAGUCAAGAGGUGGUAGCUUUAACCAUUUCCCAUAGGUUAGAAAAAAAAGGUUGUUUUAACUGAUAAUAAUGAAUUACAGUAACCUCACCAUAAUAGUCUUCAGUAACAUUUUUAAUGGUUAUGUUAACUGUUUUUUUUUCCCAAAUAACAACACUGAACAACAACAUAGUUGACAACUUCAUAGAAAAGGUUACUAUACAACAUUACAAUACAAGUAUUUAAAGCAGAACAAAAAUAUGACUGAAUUAUAUUGAAUUGUUAUACUACAUGUCUGUCAAAAGACUGUGAAACAAGGCUUAAUUGUACAAAAGGUUGUCAGCCAGAAAUAAAUCAAGGAAACUCCAAAAAAAAUUGGCAAGGAAAAUAGAUUUAAUAAAAUGAAAUGGACUGCUGCUUAAGAAAAAUGCGUUAUCCUCAGAAAAUGCUUUGUCAAAUACAUAUAGAUUAGAAGACUUAGAAUUAACGUGCACAUUCAAUACAACAUAUGAAUAAUAUCUGGGCAGAGUUAAUUCUUCACCUUCUGCAAAUCGGACAAAACAUUUUCUACCGACAAUGGCAGAGUUGCACUUGUUUGACCUAAGAGCAUGUGCUCUAAAAACAGAAACACAUUUUUUUCUAGCCCACCAGAACCCUUUGGAAAUUGCAUAUUAAAGAUGUAAAAACUACCCAGUAGGGUAGCCACUGCAUUUAGAAUGCUUGGUGGAUUAAAACGGCACACCACCAUGGCUUCAGAGGCCAAGUACAGUUCCUGUAGGUUGUUCAACUCCCCAGUGCUAAUGAGCCUGGGGGACGUUGACUCCUCAGUCAGCUUCUCUAUCCUUUCAUCCUCAUCUUCAACCUGUAAAUGUAAGAUUACAAGAAGAGAUUAAUUAUAAGCACUAUUAUCAAGCAAAUUAUACCAGGAACAUUUCAGGAGUCAGUCAUAAAUUAUGUCUUAAAGGGGUAACUGUGUAGAACGUAAGGUCAUGAUUUAUACGUUCUUUACAUCUGUUAACUUUUAGGAUCCUCAGUGUGACUUUGUUGUUAACUUACCUUUGCUCUCUUCCAAAAUGAGCCAGCAGAAAUCUGUGCCCCUCUCCGUUUAUCAGCCAAUAAAUAGGGCAGUGAGGCCAUUAUGCAACGGUUUUCAACUUCUAAAAAUUGGAAUGGACAAAAAUAGACACAACAGUCAGUAAAAGAAUUUUUUUUUAAAAUAGUACGCUUCUUAUGCAAUGGGACUGUUUACCAUCAAGACGGAAUACACUUAAAUUCACGUGACCUGCACUUCUAUCCUAAGUGCCAAAGAAUUUUCAAGCAUGAUUUCCAGUUUGGUCAAGUCUUAUGUGACCCACACAAAAAGCCUUUAAACAAGAGGAAAGUAAUAAAACUAAGGGACUGUCACUAUCUAUUACCUGUGGUGGGUUAAAAGGAGGAUUUUUGUUGCAGGAAAAAAAAUGCCUGUAUUCACUUCUAAUAAAGAUUCAAUUCCUUUAAACUAUUUUUUUAAAAAAAUUAACCAUAUACGAUUAAAAUUAUUGUUAUCAUUUAAAUGUCAUACUAACCUUUUUCAUCAAUGAUGUCGACUCCCUCUGCCUCCUCCAUAAUGGCCAUGACUUCUUUGUUGUCAGAACGUCUGACAACAGUUAGGAGACUUUCUCUCCAGCCACCCUUAAAUCUGUCCCUUAUAGAUUUAGUUACAUAUCAGGCUCUUGCAGGAUUCUGCCCAGUUCGGCCCUGAUCUGCAUGGCAAUAAAAUGAAAUAAAAUAAUCAUUAAUAUCAUAAGUUUAUAUUCAAAUACUGUAAUAGUGAUCAUUUACCCUUCUGAGAUAAACAGGCUUCAUGCAUAUGCCUGUACUUUAGCAUGAACACUGGAUUCACCCUGUCUUGUUUGCUGUGGUUUACAUAGCACAGCAAAUAAUACCUUAAAAACAGCAGACAACAAAGCAAAAUAGAGUACGGUCGAACCUCCCAGUACGGUCACCUCUCUGUUACGGACAGUUUCCAAUGUCGCGACAAAAUUCUCAUAUAUUUUCUUAAAAAUCAAAAAACCUCAGUCUAUAAUACCGACUCUCUCUAAUAUGGAAAACGAACACUAAAUCUCGACCUCAGAGACUAAAUUCAUAUAAACUUAACCUCUUUAUUACGGACACUGUGGCGAUCAGAUGAAAGGCCGAUUCCUGAUCAUGCACAGGGUGAAUCCCAUCCUAAGUCUGGCUGAUGAGCUAUACAAGGUGAUGUAAAGCCCAUUCGCUGUAUACCAAACAAUGAUUUGCAAAAGGUGUACAGAAGAACAUAACCAACUUUUUGAAGGUUUCAAUAUAACUACAGCAGGGUUGUCACUAAGAUUUCAAGUUACCAGGUAAAUACAACAAGUAGGUGGGAAAUCAAACGGCUAGGGAUUUCUUUUGGUUCGACUAUUUUUGUUCUAUUUUCCAAUAAAAGUAGCCGGGGGCCACUCUUUUAGUAGCCGGGGAAAAUCCCUGGCCCCUGGCUCUUAAUGACAGACCCUGCUACAGAUAGUGUAAACAUCUUUUCUAUUGCAUUUUCUAUUCUGAUCUGGUUACUUCUAACUGCACUUGCAAAAUAGCGAAAGGACGCUUUCAGACUUGUGCUGUAGCUGACAAAGACAGUGACUUUGUGCUGUGAAUUAAUUAAUGGCUUUAAAUGCAGUUUAAAGAUGAGUGUGAGCCUGCAUGGUUUUAGCUACUGAGCACUUAAAACUGUAAGUGGAGUCAUAAAAGUGAUGUCAUCAUAGUAACCUCUUUUAUACAGACACCUCUCCAAUACGGACGCUUUGCUGUGUCCCUUCAGUGUCCGUUACUAUUAGAGAGGUUAAUUCAACUGUAGUACUAAAAUAUAAUCUUUAGACUUGGCUUCUGCUCAGAUUAAUGUACCGUGAAAACUAAAAAGGAACUUUUACAGCAUAAACAGUAGAUUUACUCAUUGUAACAAUACUGUACCUCAUUUCCUGAGCUAGAAGCAAAGUUUGGAAAAUCUUGCAUAAUCUUCCACACUCGCACAUUCUGAGUCAGAACUUCUCGCCUUCUUAUAGGAAAUGUUGAGGACAUCAACUCUUUGAUAAGGCUGUAGUUCUUCUUUGACUUCCUCGACUCAGUGACAAUUUGCUUUCGUUGUUCCUCGUAAGUAUCAUCCGUCACCCCCUCAGGAAUGGCAGGAAUAACAGAUGAUGGGUGGAUUGCCUUUUUUCUCCCUGGUUUUCCUUUAGGGACUUCCUGUCCUUCCUGACUGAAACACCACCCGGGUACAUACGGGUAACAAACGAAUAACACACGAAAACAUACGGGCAACAUACGAGUAACACACGGAUACUUACUCGUAUGUUACCCGUAUGUACCCGUGUGUUGUUUUGGUCAAAAUUAUUCAACAAUAUAUCGUUUAGCCAAUGGCUACUUGCUUUUUCUGGAAGGAGCAAGUUUCAGUUGCUCCCAAAGACCGUCUGAUCUGUUUUCUCCUUCUUCACCUCCACCCCCCUGGGCUUUAAUUGCGGGUCAAUGGAAUCCGCCGCGGUUUUUAUUUUCAUACGCGAGCUCGACGAUCGCUAAAGAGAAAGCAGAGGGUCUGUCAACAGGCUACAAGCUAAAAAGUCUUAUUAGCAGUGAAUUUCAUUUGCAUAUAAUGAAUUUUUUAAAUGUUUUUCACGCAGAAUAAGGCGAAUUCUUGUGAUAUACGACAUACAUGUAUACGGGCCAUACAAUCUACUCUUUUUAUGUUUAAUCAAAACCUCGUGUUUUGAACCAAACAUGCAAACAAAUACAACUGAACCUCUCGUAAACGGCUGCCCAAAAUGCGAAGAGUUUAUAGUGGUUGCUUACGGGAGGUGAUCGCUUGAGAGAAUCGGUCUACAGGACGUCGCUUCCAAAAAGAGAUCCAAAAACGUCCACUUUUCAGAAUGAAUUAGAGCGAUUUCUAAGUUAAGAUAUCAGUGUAGUUCCAUGAAGGUUCUCACAAGAGAUUAAAGUAAAAACAAAGAAAAAACUUAAAAAAAGAAAAAAGUGGGCGCAGUCUCUUACGAGAGGUUUUAACUAUAGCGUUAUUACUGGGAAACGUUUGGUGCUUUGAACAGUUGGAUAAAUGGUCGUGGUCGCUUGCGGAAGAUGGUCGUACAUGGAGGUUCGAUUGUACUCAGAUUUCCCCACACAAAAAUAAACGAGUUUUCACGUAAAAGGUGUCAUUCCUGAAAAACAUUCGUGCAAGGAAAAUUAAAACUCCAUUUUUCAGAUCACUUACACCCCGCGAGCAGGGCCUCCUUUUGUCUUCUUGAUCGAGUGAGGAGGAGAAAAGGAGGCUCUCCCUGAAUCGCGUCGUCAAACCUUUGAAGUCGCUGCAGCCCAACUUUUGGACUAGCCAAUCUUGUCUUCUCACGUCAGACCACAGUUUUUUGAGUGCGAGCAUCCCGUUUAUUGAUAAUUCGAUGAUCAUAACUGAGCCCGCUGUACCAAGUGUACGCCUCUUAGACCUGGUGUUGAAAGCGCAUGCUUAACAAAGAUUUUAUCCGAGUACGCCAAAAUCAAGCAAACAGGCAGGAUGUCACACUUAUAGCCAAUAAAAUGUUUUACACCUAAUUCGCGUAAACCUGAUAAAAAAUCACCUACUUCGAUUUCGAGUUUCGACCCGGCUCCUAUUAAAUGACAAGGAAGAGAAAAAGCUUUCAACUUGACGACUUAGCGAAGAAACUAUUUAACCUUGUGUGCCUAUAGCUUUCAGUGCUUCAACAAGAACAGCGAGAGAAGUUUAACCUUUCAUGAGUUUUCCUCUCAAGACUUUCCGCUAUAAUUACCUUUCCCCCCUACCCCUGGCUUGUCACUGGAAUUACGCAGUAAAUUUUAUAUUUUAGUCAAGCGUAAACAAAUCGAAAAGGAAGCGAUAUUCUCAUGGCACGAAAAAAUUCCUCAUGCAUUUGGCAGUUCAACACGCGCGAAAUACGAAAUUCAAUUUUUACUUGGAUAGUGUAACCGGGUUACCUAGCAACGAGAUACGAUAUUUUAAGCCCUAAAACUUUCAGCUUGCAGCACGUGUGUAUCAUCAAUACUGCUAAUAAGGGCCAUUUAUAUGAGGAAAAAUAAGACGCGAACUUUUCGUAUAAACGGCACAUUUCGUCUAAAAUAAGACGCGUCUCAUUUUAGAACAGCCCUCAACACCUGUUCUUAGAUAAGACGCAUCUUAGCUAAGACGAGAAAAACUUCGUAUAACUGACCUUCGCGUCUUAUGUCUUGAUUUCCACUGUCGCGUACUUUUUACGUGCGCACGGGCGUAAAAUUUACGUUUGCAAAUAAAAUAGAGGCAAUGUAUGUAAGGUCGCAAGAAAAUGUAAAAGUUAAACCUCGCUCAACUUCACAUUUAAUCUCAACACUUUAAAUCUUGCCUCUUUUUUGUUUACGUGAUUAAAAAAUUACGUGCGUUAAAGUGCGUAGCCAAAAACGCGUCAGUGGAAAUCAACCUUAAGACGCGAACGCAUACUACGCAUGCGUUAAGUCUUGGCACGCCAUGUUGGAUUACCGUUGCUACGGGCAACACUUACAUGAAAACGAGUCAAGAACAGAAAUAAGACGCGAACCAUUUAUACGAGCUGUAUUCGUCUUAGAUAAGACAUGCUCGCAUCUUAUUCAAGGCGCGUCUUAUUUUUCCUCGUAUAAAUGGCCCUAUAAUUAGUUCACAUAGGAAGAAUCUCCGGUAGACCGCCCUGUUAAAAAGCUUUGAGAUCGCUAUUUAAAGAACAAGCAUCACUCUAGAUCUUUUUAACUUUAAGUUUUAUUGCUUUUUAUGGAUUAGAAGUAUGUGUGAAACAGUCUCGAGCGCUUUACGCCCUGGUUUCCUGUCAUUUGAGGGCUGCCCAUGGCACAACUCGGUUAUUUGCCCCACCCAUACCCAGACAAUUACCAUUUUUCUAAAACAUUUUGGUCUUUGGAACUCUAAACAUGUUCCAGAUUUUCAAAUGAUUGAUGGUUGCUGUAGUCACUGAUUUAAUAUUUGGAUGUAUGAUUUUGAAAUAGACGCUGACCUCGAAUAAACGCCCCAUCGGAUACGCUUAGAAUGAGUAAUUCUCUUUUGCUACAAAGAAUCGGAAGAAUGUAACUAGUAAUAGUUGACACUACAGCUUUCCCCGCUCUGUAUAUUGUCGGUCAAUAGCAUUCUUGGACGUAUUCCAUACAAUAGAUGAGAUAAAAACAGGAAACGCAAGGUUCCAUGCACAGUUUCAGUUCGAUUUACACAGCUUUGAUCAAAACAUUCUCACUUUCGAGAAUAGUUUAUUCGAAACCAUAAGAAAAGAUUUAAUCAGAAGUUGAAUUUUUCGCUAAUUCUCUUUCACAUUUUACAUUCAGUUCAUUUUAUUUGCCGGAAAGUAAGCCUUAGAAAUUGAAAGGACGUUUGAUCAAAUCACGCUCGCACAUUCUGGUCUUAUUUUAAACUUUAUAGCGCAAGGACAUCUGUGGACAGGGAAUGGGUCAGCACAGUGAUAAGCUAGCCGUUGAUUCACUUGUAUUGCUUGUUUGGCGCUGAGUCUUAUUCCGCUCAAAGAGAGAGAAAGAGUGUCUUUCCAAUCAAAUAUUUGUGAACCUGGGUCUUGCAGACUUUCCAAGUGUCUAUAUUUAACAAUUAAUGAAUGAGGCUGAGUAUCUUAUGAAGAAUUAUGGAGAUCGAGGAGGGUGUUAUUUCCUGUUUUAAGCUAUUAUUUCGCCUAGUUCUUACUCUUGAAACGAGUGAAAUUUCCGCCAUUUUUGUUUUCACAACGAAAACAACUCAACCUCGUCCCCUGGUCUUCUCGGUUAAAGGUGCAUUAACCUGCAAGGAAGCUGCACUUUUGACGUCAUUCGGGUAGAUUAAACGCAAAAUUCUUCCAAAUUUGGUCAUGGAAGAUGGUUAUGGUGAAUUAUGCGAGUGCUUUUAGCCAAUCAGAACCGGGGAAAUAUUUUGAACGAAUAAUAAGUAAUGGUAACAGGACUGAGUGGAGUCCAAUUCGGUCUGUAAUCAUACGAGUGAUUAACAAAAUCGGACGACCGCGUAGCGGGAGUCCGAUUUGUUUAAUAACGAGUAUGAUUACAGACCGAAUUGGACGACAUGAAGUUCUGUUACCAAUUAAUCAUAACUUUAACAAAAUUUGUGAUACAAUAAGCUAUUUUUUAAAUCAAAACACAAGAAAUUCGAAAUUUUGCUUUUCUAGCAGUGAGAAAAAAAGCCAUUUAAGGGCGCGCGUGAUGGCGCGUACUGUCCAAUUACUUAGGCAUGACGCGUACUGUCCUAUCAAACUGUCCAAUUAAGGCUGAAAUCAGGGCAGUUGAUAGCCAAUCAGAUUUGACAAUAUUGUUAUAGUUAUGAUUAACACAGUUAUACGCACCUUAUAACUUCAUCUGCGCUAAACGAGUGUCUUUUGGUCCAUAACUUUCAAAACAACUGCUCUACAGAAUGUCACUGAUAACACGUAACGCAAAAGAGUAUCGAAGUAUGACUGUACAAUAACUGUCACAAAAUGUACCUAAGCGGUUCCUACGGGAUUUUCUGUCUUUACGUCAUCGUAACCAUCUCGAGAUUUUUUCUGGCAUACUGACUGUAUAAUUAUUUUAACUGUAAGUACUUCCUUAAUAUACGCGCGAGUUAUCAGAGUGCCUCCUCGGGAUUUCGCCUUCUGGGCCCUGCGGGGGCAAUAAAGUUAAUACUGUCUCUUGAGAAAGCCCCGGGAAAUCUUGUCAGCGGAAAGCUCCUCCGAUUAUGCGCAUGUAUUUCACUUUUUGCAUUUUCGCGGGUUUUCGCGCCGUUGGUUGAUGCUCGUAGAUCCUGUGGAAGGCUGACAGAAACCUUUUUUUUUCUUUCCUGUUGUCUUGUUGACAUUUGGACUGAUAUCGUAAUCAACAUCAUGAUGAAUGAUAUAUCGUGGGGACCAAUUAAGGAAACUGACGUGCAACAGUUUUGCGUGGAAAUGAUGAAACGGCUCGAUGUUCAACGAAGGAACGAUCAUUUCUGUGAUGUAAUUUUAGAAGUUGGCUGUGGUGACGAUCAAGCUCGCUUGAAAGCGCACAGAAUCGUUUUAUGUGCAGCAAGUCCGUUCUUCUACAAUGCUCUUAACUGCGAAAUGAAAGAAAAGAAAGAAGGAGUCAUCAGAUUAGAAAACACAAGCAAAGCUGUGAUGGAGGAAUUGUUAGAUUACCUGUACACAGGAUAUGUUGACGUCACGCAACACAACGCGUUCGAUCUUCUAGAGGUAGCCGAUUUUUUGGUCAUUCCAUGUCUGACAGAGACUUCAAGUAACUUUAUCGCACGGACAUUGUCUUCUUCAAACUGUAUUUUGGCAUAUUAUUCGGCUGCUAAGUAUCAGUGCAGAGAAUUGCAAAAAGAAGCGAGAGAUUUUAUCUGCACACACUUUACGAGUGUAAUUGAGCAGGAAGAUUUUUUGAACUUAAGCAAGGAAGAGCUGGAAGAGUGGAUUUCAAGUGAUGAAAUAAGAGUAAGGGGGGAAGAAGACGUUUUCCAGGCUAUUGUCAAGUGGUGUGAAGAAAAAGAGUGCCGCCAACGUGAAAUAUUUUUCGAAUUAUUUCGUAACGUUCGUCUGAUGUACCUGUCACGCAACUAUGUUUUCAAGGAAAUCUUACCUCAUCCUUUGGUGAAAAAUGAUGAAAGAUGCACGUCAGUGGUCUUAGAUGCAAUGGAAGAUGUUUCAUCUGGCUCUGAAGACUGCUAUUUUGCCCAAGCACCUAGAAACUGUCUGAGGAUAGCUGAAGAUUGUCUUGUCAUCUCUAGCAGUAAAAGCACAAUCUCUUACCUUCCCACAGAAGGAAAGUUAUUUAAGCUUGCAGACCAGUCCAGUCAUAACUUUUCAUAUACCAUGUGUGCUUCUUACGGCAAACUUUAUGUCAACAAUGCUUUUCAACAGUCAGUUGAGAGAUAUGAUCCAGUGGUGAACUCUUGGGUAUCUGUCACACCAUUAAGUGGUGGUUCAGUGCCACUCAGUAGCGUAGCUGUAGUGAAUUUCCAAGGGUUUUUGUAUGUGAUUGGUGGGAAAAUAGGAGAUGAGCAAGUAAACUGUGUGCAUAGGUACAAUCCUGACACAAACCUAUGGCAGGAAGCUGCACCCAUGAACAUUUCCAGAUCUUCACUGUCUGUUGCAGCUGACAAGGACACUAUGUAUGCAAUUGGAGGCCGGACAAAAGAUCAGUUACUGGAUGUUGCUGAAAGAUUUGACCCCAAAACAAACUCAUGGUGCAGAGUGGCUUCAAUUCUUGAAAAGAAAAGAUACUCUCAUGCUGCUAUUUUAAAGGGUAAAGUGUUUCUAUUUGGAGGCUGUACGAGCCCUCGAGCCUUGAAUGUAACUUCCAGGAAUAUUGAAAUGUAUGACCCAAUUACAAACAUCUGGACAGCCAUUCAGAGUACAUCUGCACCAAAGCGCUUUUUAGGUGCCACAAGUUUUAAGGGAGCCAUUUAUGUUACAGGUUUGUGGAACCAAGAAAGUUCCAAUGUUUAUUGCUUGAGGGUCUAUGAUGUUGACAAGAAUGAGUGGAAGCAUUGUGCAGAUAUUCCUCUUAACUCUCCUCGAGCUGUUCUGGCUCCUCUCAGAAUUUCAAGAGGAAUUUUAAACACUUGUAAAGUUUUAAUUUAA